This is a messenger RNA of Nilaparvata lugens (brown planthopper), 2389 nucleotides long. RefSeq lists its product as uncharacterized. NCBI's taxonomy places the organism in Eukaryota, Metazoa, Arthropoda, Insecta, Hemiptera, Delphacidae. The transcript is spliced from 2 exons. The record is from RefSeq and is a predicted model, not a curated record. Bases 166 to 2025 code for a protein of 619 amino acids.
AUAAAUUGAAAGCAAAACAAAGUAUUGUUACGAUUGGGUUUUAGGUAGACCUAUUCACUGACCGUCAGUAUAUUGAGAACGUAGAAAGAGAGAAGUGAAGAAUGAGUUUAAGAAAGUUUUUAUAGUAGUAUCUAGAAGUUUGUGUGAUUUUGUUAGAUAUUUCCAAUGAGUAGUUGCUUGAAAAUGUUGUUAGAGUUGAAUUUGCUAUUGCUUCUAAUAAGUGCAGUGUUCGCGACGCCUCCAAUAAGUGAAAUAGACGAGAAAGGACUGAAAAGUGACACAGACGAUCAACUUACUAAUUCAAUAGACGAUAAUAAUUUGGAUGACAGAUCCAAAAGGAGUUACGAGUCCGGAGGAUAUCAAUGGGGGAGUCCAAAUCAAGCCGACCCAUUCAACCCAGCUUACUCACCACCCAAUAAUUUCUAUGGAUUUGGACGCAGCGGAAAUGAUUUUCCAGGAGCUUCAAACAAUCCUUUUAAACAGUCACCGUUUGAUCGAGGACAACCAAACAACAAUUAUGGAAAGAGUCCACUCCAAGACGUGAUGGGAAAAGCUUUGGAGACAGUAAUUGUACAAUCAGUACGACAUCUGCUGGAUAUGACACCGAUGGGAAGUGGGCAAGGCGACUUUAUGAGGUCUGCAAGGAGUGCCAGGUCAGUUGAAAAUGUUUUGAAAAAUAUAGACAACAAGCAGGAGAAACUUGGAAAGGAGAAUAUUAUUGAGAAGCUAGGAAGUUUUGUUUAUGAUGGUCUGGAGAAGCGUGCUAAUAGUAGUGAAGAAGAGGAUGAUGAAUCAGUCGAAGAUCCAGACUCAGCCAGACAGCAGCAAAUCCUGCUACACAAUAUUAUAAAGGAGUUGAAGCGUCGUAAGAGAAUGAGACAACAAGCUAACCAGCAAAGUUUAAUGAAAAAUCAGGAGAAAACUGAGAGUCAAAAGAUCAAUCAACUAAGAGAUUCUAAAGAAAGCUGGGAGAAAGGUAUGAACGAUGAACAAAAACUUCAAUUUUUGUCAAACUAUCAAAAGCAGUUAAUGGAUUUGUAUCGCGAAAAACAAAAUAAAUCAAGAGCUGAUAAGAAUUCAGGGAAUAUUCGUGAUGGUUCUAAACAGCCUUCUUCUAGGUAUUCAUCCCCUCAACAAGCAAGGACUAUGAGAGGACUUGGAGAUUAUCCCAUCGACCGUCAAGAAGUAUCUUCGAAAUACUUUGAUCAGAGACAAAAUAAAGCGAAGCCGUUUCUUUCGUCGAAAUAUUCACAAAUUGAGGAAAAUAAUUCGCGGUUUAGGAAAGAAGGUGCUGGACAAGGGCAAGACUUUGGUAGGCAGGAUUUUGAAUUUGAGAAAGCGCCACAGAACUCUAUGAUGAAUAACAUGGGACAAAGUGGUUGGAAUCAACAAACCUGGAACCAAAACAAUCAGUUUGUUCAACGACAGAAUAGAAUAAAGGACAAUAGUAUACAAAAAAUGGGUAGUAGAUCUAUGAUACAGCAAAAUUUGAAUCAGCUAAUGAAACCAGAAGAAAUUCGAAUACAGGAAGGGUGGGGACCACAGAUGAUGCAACCAACACCACAAAAUCAACAGUUCUACAACGAUUUUCCAACACAGAGCAGGAUGAUGUCACCGCAGAUACAAAAACAUUCCAAUGGAAUACCAGGGAAACAAAGAUUUCAAAGGAUAUCAACCAACGAAAUUUGUAAUGAUGGAUUCACCCCUUCAGGCAUCCCUUGUACGAUUGAAACAACUCAAAAUCAGAUAAACGAUGGAACGUCAUUUGUGAAUCCAUCAAGUAACCAAGAGAUGCUUCUCCAGCCGCCUACCCUGAUCAAACGGUAUGUUACAUACAGUAAUCGUUUUAUACCUCCACCUACAGCAACAGUAGAACCGGUAACUGAUCAGGAAAUGCUAUCUGGACAAGGAACGCCUCAAACUAACUCGAUUGGAAAAAGAUUCUCAGAUGAUGCAGGUGUUUCAUCACAGGAGCAGAGGAGUCAAGGAAAUGAAGGAAUGAUGAACGGUUGGGGUGGUCAGUGAUCAGAUGGCACAUGGAAAGCAGAGGUACUGGAAAAUUACAAUUAGAGAAUAAUAUUCGAAGUACAGUAGUAAGUAGUAGGAGUAACAACGAAGUCAGCAUUGAUUCCUCAUCAGUCUAUAAACUGUUGAGUACAGGAGAGGACAGACGAAGUGGUUCAAAAGUCCACACUGAGCAGAAAGAGUGAAGUGAUAAUAAGUUAUCAGGAAAGGUGGCCGGAACAACUUUACUGUGAGUGAGUUAUAAAUGAACAUUGAUCAUGAUGUAAAUAAUUCAGAUUAAAUUUAGUUGAAUAUAGUAUUAAGAUUUUUAUGUAUUUGAAAAAUAUUUAUAUUGAAUAAAAAUUGUUAUAAAAUUGUUUUGGAA